ACUUGUUAGGUAAGUCAGUUAAGUUAGGUAAAAAAGUCAACACAUUUGACUCACCAAACCCAUUUCCAUAACAACAACUCAAAAUCGUCAGACCUUCAAUCCAAUCCAAUCCAUGGCGAUUUACUCAAUCGUAAUGGAAGAGAUAACACACCACACAGGUCUUUCACCCACCGCCUUCUUCACCAUCGCAGCUCUAGUCCUCGUCGUUUUCAGAACCGUCUCCGCCAUGUUCGUCUCUCCCGAAGAUUUCAACAAACCUCCAGUCGCCGCCGCCGUUUCCCUAAACCCUAACCCUAACAACAACUCCAGUUUUCUCAAUGGGGUUUUGGAUCAAACCCCAACUAAGGCUUCUGUUCAAUUGGGAGAGAUUACUCAUCAAGAACUUAGCGCUUAUAAUGGUUCUGACCCUAAUAAGCCUCUUCUUAUAUCUAUCAAGGGUCAGAUCUAUGAUGUCUCUUCUUCUAGGAUGUUCUAUGGUCCCGGAGGGCCGUACGCAAUGUUUACAGGGAAGGAAGCUAGUAGAGCUUUGGCUUUGCUUUCUUUCAAGCCUCAAGACAUGAACGACAAUUUUGAAGAUUUGGGUCCUGAUGAGCUUCAAGUUUUAGAGGAUUGGGAGGAUAAGUUCAUCGACAAGUAUCCCAAGGUUGGGAAGCUUGUGAAACAGUCAAUCCAAACCGAGGAACCAUCUCAAAGUGGAGAGGAAUUAAAGAAGGAAAAUUAGGUUGCAGAUGAAACUUUUGUGAGCUGCUGCAAAUUAUUCAAUGUAAUAUAUAUGUAGGAUGAUUGAUUAAUCCAAUUUAAUGGGAAUGAUUUGAUCUUGUUGUGUAAUUGUAAUUAACAUGUUUCUUUAGGCUAUGUUUGCCAAAUGAAUGUAUUUUAAAGAAACUUAUGAGCAAGUUAUUUGUUGAA
This is a messenger RNA of Cannabis sativa, 909 nucleotides long. Its product is annotated as membrane steroid-binding protein 2-like. The transcript has 2 exons. Bases 113 to 721 code for a protein of 202 amino acids. The record is from RefSeq and is a predicted model, not a curated record. Gene Ontology annotation, cellular component: membrane; endomembrane system. Lineage: Eukaryota; Viridiplantae; Streptophyta; Magnoliopsida; Rosales; Cannabaceae.